AUGUUCUAUGAAAGGGUUCAGAUGCAACAGAGGAGAUUGAGGGAGUAUUGUAAGAGCGUAAACAUUCAUGUUUCUGCAUUCUCACCAUUAGGAGGACCAGGAAAUUCAUGGGGAUCAAACAAUGUCUUAGAUAAUCCUGUAAUUAAAGAGAUUGCCAAUAAACAUUUCAAAACUCCCGCUCAGGUGGUCUUGCGCUGGGGAAUAGAGAACGGUGUAAGUGUGAUGACUAAAAGUUUCAAUCCUACCAGAAUAUCAGAAAACUUCCAAGUAUUCAACUGGAAAUUAGAUGAAGAAGAUCAUGAGAAGAUCAAUAAUAUAAGACAACAACAAAUAGAGUUUUUCGAGAAUUUUUUGUGAAUCCAAUCAAUGGUCCAUUUAAAACAGCUGAGGAACUUUUGGAUGGUGAGAUCUAAAGAUAUAUGAAUGAUAUAUCCUUCUAUGUAAUUAUUUAUGAAUUUUUUAACGAAAUAUCCUAAAGUGCUGUUAUUAGCUAUUGCCUACAAAGGAUAUGAAAUACUUAGCCUCAAAUGAAUAGUUAAAAAACAUUUCAUUUGUGUUGGUUGACA
Messenger RNA from Cryptomeria japonica (Japanese cedar), 566 nucleotides. RefSeq names its product aldo-keto reductase family 4 member C10-like. The record is from RefSeq and is a predicted model, not a curated record. The transcript has 3 exons. Lineage: Eukaryota; Viridiplantae; Streptophyta; Pinopsida; Cupressales; Cupressaceae. The coding region runs from base 1 to 357 and encodes 118 amino acids. Gene Ontology annotation, molecular function: oxidoreductase activity.